AAAUAAACUGCCGUAAAAACAAAUCUGCAAUAUUGGAAACUGCAGUUAAGUGUUCAAGGACUUCUUUCCAGUAACUAAUGUUUUUGAAUUGUUUCAUUCUGAAAUGGUUAAACUGACUCAGUAAUAAGGUAGUAUGUGUCAGUUGAUAAAUCGUUUCCUUCUCUUUGGGGCAGUGUACUUCUGGAUAGAAAAGUAAGAAAAGGGAGUAUCCAUAAUUUAUUUAUCCUUCUGCAAUCUGUCACGAAUCAAGGCACUAUAUAAACUCAAAUCCAACUGAGAGACAAACAAAAUACUUCAAGUUCUCUUUUUUGUAACACAACUUUGAGUACCUCAACUAGUGCUAGUUAGCAUUAGCUAAGGAACCAAACAUUGCAACUACAGUUCUGUUCUGUACUGUACUGAAUUAGAAUUAGGUUUACCUAGCAAAUGCACUAUUUAUAUGAUGAUAUAUUUACUGUAUCGUAUCAUGGCAACAGUCUUUAUAUUUACUGUAAAAUUGCAGCCUAUUUUGGGACCCCUUGAAAAGAAAACUAAAACUUCAAAAAAGGAGAAAAGAUAAGCAAUUUUUACAGAAUUUUAUACACUUGAAUAUGUAACAUGACCUCAUCGCACCAGUGUGAAAUCAAUGCUAAACAAGACCUAUUCAAAUGAGGCCUGUGUGAAUCAUUUUGAUAGAAAAAGUCCAUUUUGAGAAGAGAGAACAUGGUUUUGAAUGCAUGAAUGCAUUUUGCAAGAGAUUUGUGUAGUUUUGGAAAAAAGUUAACUGUUGCUGUGCUUUGUGUGUAGAGUUUUGAGAAAUUGAGCUAUAGUUUCAGGAAAUGCGAUUAAACAAUUGAGAAAAACUGUAAAUCAGAUUUUGGCAGAUAAGCAAGAGGACGAAGAUAGCAUCACGCUGGGUGGUUAUAGGUGUGAGAGAUGUUUAGUGCAAAUGUCAAGAAUUUUUUUGCAUAGAGUGCAAAAUACCGGUGGCAGUGUGGUAUAACGUGUCAUUUCUGGGGAAAUUUCCUUCCAACCCCUACUCAUUUCCUGCUGGGGCAUGGCCAUUGUACCCCGGAGCAAGGGACUUAACCUAAAUUGCGGCAGUGAAAAAUAUCCAACUAUAUGGAUUUUAUGUAAAAACAAUGCUGUCCAUGUCCAUUUCCUUGUGUAAUGUAAAUAACCUAGUAUAUUUAAUGGGGAAUGGUAAGUUUGAACAGUGUUCUAAAAAGAAAACCACAGCACAAAUGCCCGCGUCACAAAUGCCCGCCGUUGCACAAACACAGCUCUUCCUCUUUUAACAUGACAGGGGGACGUGGGAGGGCAUCGCCGGCCGUGCUCCAUCCCUUGAUGCCCAUCGCCCGCCUCUACGUCUACGCCCUGCACGGCUGCCUUUGUGAGGUAGCCUUCACCGCUGCCUGCAACUGGUACGAGCUCCGCGACAGGAAGCUGGUCGGCCACACCAGCCUCUGGGCGCUCCCCAUUUACAGCUCCGCCAUCUUCCUCAUCGAGCGCCUGCACCUGUGCCUGCACCCACGCUGCCCCCUGGUGGUCCGGCUGACUGUCUACACCCUGCUCACCUACCUGUGGGAGUUCAGCACCGGGUUCAUUCUGAGGCUGCUGGGGGCCUGCCCCUGGGACUACUCGUCCUUCCGCUGGAACGUGAUGGGCCUGGUGACGCUGGAGUACGCCCUGCCCUGGGCCCUGGCCUGCCUCAUCGCAGAGCGCCACAUCAUCAGAAACACCCUCAGGAUGCGUCUGGAGAGCCCGCACCACACCUGACUGACAGCUUCCCCAUGUCCACAGGGGACAGUGGGUAUCCUACAGUGGGUUCCCCAACUUUCUGAGCUCCCUGUGCCUGUUAAUGAGUGACUCACCCGUUCUAAAAGGGGAAAAAAAGGGUUUUUUUUUUUUGUUGUUGCAUAAACUGAACUUUUGAUUGAUAAUACUUUGUAAGUCUUGUCUUAAAAAAACAAUCUUUUCAACUUGCUAUGAAUGUAGGCACCUUGCCUUAAGGCAGGAAGGCUUCCUAUUGAAUUCCUCACAGCUACCACCGCAAUGUUUUUUCAUGAUUACAUGAAAUAGGGUCUGUGUCACUCUCUCUUCAAUAUUGCGAAACGAACAGCAGACUUUCCACUUCAGUAUUCAUUGUGCAUCUGGGCUUAAAUUCAAGUGGAAAAAAUUUACACAGAAUUUUGUGUUGGAGCUCAGGGAAGUUGUGCAAUAUGUUCAUUAUAUUUUCAGUUCUGUAUGAAGUGCAAUGUAUGCUGCUCAACCUAACACUGAGCUCAAGGAAAUGGGGAAGCAUUUAUACUUACUAAUAAUUAACAUGCAUCACUGUUAAAUCAACAGCACACAUUGAGGAAAACUGCAUGUUCCAAGACUGACAUAAACUAUGCAAAUGUGUGCAAAUCAUUUCUUUGGUUUCUAUUAAAACAGAGGCAGAUACA
Molecule: messenger RNA, 2426 nt
Organism: Anguilla rostrata (American eel)
Lineage: Eukaryota; Metazoa; Chordata; Actinopteri; Anguilliformes; Anguillidae
Product: transmembrane protein 229B-like
Exons: 1
Coding region: 1180-1758 (192 amino acids)
Source: RefSeq, a predicted model, not a curated record